GCCAAGCCGCGCUGCUCCACAAUUAUCGUCGGGAGUCGGGGUGCCGUUCAGUCGCAUUCCAUAAAUAAUCAAUGUCAAGCUUUCCUCCUAGCCCAAUCAUGGCUCUCAGAAUUGCAAAAUCUAACGACGACGCUCCACUGUCGGUGUUUAGCGCUGUAAAAUCCGUCACUAUGAUGGUUUAUCCUAGGGUUAUGCUGUACAACGCUUCGUUGGAUGCUCCUAUUGGUGGUUGGCUGUCACGGUCAAAAUGAUAUAUCGUGUGGUUCCCGUCUCUUGUUUCAUUCCUUUCGGUUUGGUUUCUCGUGAAUCAGAAACUUCUCGUUGGCUUUCCUGGAUACAUUACUGGCUAUGGCUGGUAGUCAUGAGACAUUAGGUACUGGACCUACCAGAUCACGGUCUUUGUCGUCCUCUACUCUCAACUCUGAGUCGCAUCUGUCGAAUAUUGAACCGCGCCGUCCAGGUACUGCACGCUCGACAGGGAGAUCGAGCUCAAGAGCUAUACAGAACGUUUCGCAUAUCGGUGGAACUGGCACCGGGCAAAAUUCUGACGAUCAAUCCGUACUGCACAGUAGUAAUGUAACUGAACAUGGUGCAGCGGUUCUCGAGCACGUGACAGCCCAAGGUGAAAAGAAUGGAAUCGAGCUUGGUCUCUCACAGCUUCGAGAUCCAAAAGAGCGGGGGAUUGACUUGGAAAAGGGUGCUCAGCCUACAUCUAGCCCAGAGAAGUCAAACAGUCCACAGCAGGACUCCAAACUAGUUACAUGGACUGGUCCUGAUGACCCUGACAACCCUAAGAAUUGGCCAACAAAGAAGAAAUGGGGAGCUGUUUUGAUUGUGUCCUGUUUUACAUUCAUCUCCCCAGUGAUGUCAUCUAUGGUUGCACCCGCAUUACAAACCAUGAAAUCCGACUUCCAUAUUGAAGAUGAAGUGACUUCCCAACUCAUGCUGUCCAUUUUCGUCCUGGCUUAUGCAUUUGGCCCGCUAUUCCUUGGGCCCCUAUCCGAGAUCUACGGUAGAGUCAUUGUCUUGCAGCUCGCGAAUUUGUUUUUCUUGAUAUUCAACAUCGCCUGUGGCGUAUCACGAACUUCGGCGCAAAUGAUCGUCUUUCGGUUUCUGGCUGGUCUAGGUGGCAGUGCCCCUUUAGCGAUAGGUGGUGGUGUGCUCUCUGACUGCUUUCUACCGGAGGAACGUGGUAAAAGCAUUGCUAUCUAUAGCUUAGCACCUCUCCUUGGCCCGGCUGUUGGCCCAAUUGCCGGUGGCUUCAUCGCGGAAAGGACGACAUGGAGAUGGGUAUUCUACGCCACGUCCAUCGCUGAUGGGGUCAUCCAACUCAUGGGUCUUUUCUUCUUGCGCGAGACAUAUGCCCCAAAGAUCCUCAGGACACGAGCGAAAAAGCUCCGCAAAGACACAGGAGACACCUCCUACGCGACCGAAGCCGAGCGACAGAACAAGACUUUACCUGAGGUUCUAAGCACAGCGCUUGUUCGCCCGUUCCGCCUUCUCGCAACACAGCCCAUCGUCCAAGCCCUCGCGAUAUACAUGGCCUACGUAUACGGUAUCUUAUAUUUGAUGUCAUCGACAUUUCCGGCCUUAUGGACCAGCCCGGAAUACUAUAAUGAGUCCACAGGCAUUGGCGGUCUAAACUAUAUUUCCCUUGGAAUAGGGUACUGCCUGGGCUCCCAGAUCUGCGCACGGCUCAAUGACCUCGUCUAUCGUCGUCUCAAAGCCCGCAACAGCGGCACAGGAAAGCCGGAAUUCCGCACCCCGCUACUAUCUAUUGCCGCCAUCCUCAACCCAGUUGGCCUUUUCAUCUACGGCUGGACCGCGCAAACCCACUGUCACUGGAUUGCCCCGAACAUCGGUGCCAUGCUCCUGGCUAUGGGCAACAUAGUCGCCAUGCAGUGCAUCCAGACCUACAUUGUCGAUGCCUACACGCGGUUCGCGGCUAGUGCGAUGGCCGCUGGUUCAUUCUUACGUUCCAUUGCAGGAUUUGGCUUUCCACUUUUCGCGCCGUACAUGUACCAGGCGUUGCAUUAUGGGUGGGGGAAUAGUUUGUUGGCUUUCAUCUCGAUCGCCAUUGGUAUCCCAGCACCGAUUUUCUUGUGGAAAUAUGGAGAGACGAUGAGGAAGAUGAGUACCUAUGCUGCGGGUUAAUAAUAUCUUAAGUAUGUGGAUAAGUAAUGCAUAAUGUGUGUACGUACUUGAGGUACUUUGCUAUAUUACCUGCCAUACUGCAAAUAAAAUGUAGCCAAGCUAUUAUUAUUUGAAAUUCUUUGCUUAUCUC
This is a messenger RNA of Aspergillus caelatus, 2284 nucleotides long. Its product is annotated as MFS transporter. The record is from RefSeq and is a predicted model, not a curated record. The transcript has 3 exons. Gene Ontology annotation, biological process: transmembrane transport. The coding region runs from base 349 to 2154 and encodes 601 amino acids. Lineage: Eukaryota; Fungi; Ascomycota; Eurotiomycetes; Eurotiales; Aspergillaceae. Gene Ontology annotation, molecular function: transmembrane transporter activity.